This is a messenger RNA of Staurois parvus, 336 nucleotides long. NCBI's taxonomy places the organism in Eukaryota, Metazoa, Chordata, Amphibia, Anura, Ranidae. The record is from the annotation of a GenBank genome assembly.
AUGAUCAUGCUGGGGAUGAGUGUGGUGAGAACAGUAUGUAAGUGUUUGUCAUUGCCAUCUGUCAGGCUGCAGCCUGUCCACACUGGGCCUGUCCUCAGAGCUGCAGAUCAGCAGAUUAGGAGCAGCCAAGUGUUUGACUGCAGUGUGCUCCAGUUCCUGGUCUGCCCCCUCUCCAGGAAAGCACUCAGGUAUGACGAAUCCACCAAUGAGCUAAUUAACGAUGAUCUGGGCAUUGCAUAUCCUAUUAUAGAUGGUAUACCAAAUAUGAUUCCUCAAGACGCACGGAUGACUCACAAAGUCCAGAAGUCUCAGGAGAGUGAUCAGAAAUCUGAAUAA